UCUUUUUACUCGUUCAAUUUUUCUGAAAUCGCCGAUCGACCAGGGUUUGACAGCAAUGUCCGGGGGGAGCGGUUGUACCACUGAGAUCGACGAAACUGGUUCCCCUAACCCCGAGUGCUCUUGUCACCUGUCCAGAUUCUGGCAUGCUCUCGUCUCUUAUUUCCCUUUCAACUUGUGUGUUCUAAUGUCUGAAUGUUCGAAAUGUAUCUUGAUUGGGGUUGCCAAUCAAUCGCUUUCUUCCCCUUUUUACCUUUUCUCUUCACUUCUUGGGCCGGCUUCUAAUAGUUUCUGCGCUCGACUUUCUUGCCUCUUUCCCCGCUGUCUUCUCCCGUCUCUCUGUCUCCCUCUCUCUACGGAUCGAUGCGUGUUGAUCGAAACCCCAACUUCCUUGUACCUGUUUUUUCCUCAUACAUAGACCCUGAUGGACCCUCUCUCUCUGUUUCGCUUGUUAUCGUCAUCGCUUCGCUGUGGAUCGUCACUGUAUCGUCUACAGAUUACUUAUAUUUAACCCUUGUAUCAUUAUGUCCGUUGUGGAUCAAAUGAAGAUCAAAUGAA
Coprinopsis cinerea okayama7#130 is the source of this 555-nucleotide messenger RNA. RefSeq lists its product as hypothetical. The record is from RefSeq and is a predicted model, not a curated record. The coding region runs from base 56 to 415 and encodes 119 amino acids. The transcript has a single exon. NCBI's taxonomy places the organism in Eukaryota, Fungi, Basidiomycota, Agaricomycetes, Agaricales, Psathyrellaceae.